AGGGGUGUGGUAGCCGGCUGUCCUCGCGACUUUUGCCGCCCCCCCUCCGGCCGGCCUGCUCCUGUCGCGAGACUUUCUGCUCCUCCGCCGCUCCCCUUAUCGUCGCCUUAGCCGGGGACCCGGACCCAGCCUCACCCCUACUCGGUCACCAGCCCCGGCUCUUCCGAGGCCUCGGUCCCCCAGCCCCGCCUCGCCGCCGCCAUGGCGGACCCUAAAUACGCCGAUCUCCCCGGCAUUGCCAGGAACGAGCCAGAUGUUUAUGAAACCAGCGACCUACCUGAGGACGAUCAAGCAGAGUUUGAUGCGGAGGAACUGAGCAGCACAAGUGUGGAACACAUCAUCGUCAACCCUAACGCUGCCUACGACAAGUUCAAGGACAAGAGAGUGGGGACAAAGGGGCUGGAUUUCUCAGAUCGCAUUGGAAAGACCAAGAGGACAGGCUAUGAGUCUGGAGACUAUGAAAUGCUUGGAGAGGGUCUGGGAGUGAAGGAGACUCCGCAGCAGAAGUACCAGCGACUGCUGCAUGAAGUCCACGAGCUGACAGCUGAGGUGGAGAAGAUCAAGACAACAGUGAAGGAGUCAGCCACUGAGGAGAAGCUCACCCCCGUGGUGCUGGCUAAACAGCUGGCAGCUCUGAAGCAGCAGCUGGUGGCUUCCCACCUGGACAAGCUUCUGGGACCAGAUGCUGCGAUCAACCUCGCUGACCCAGACGGAGCCCUAGCUAAGCGCUUACUGCUGCAGCUGGAAGCAACAAGGAGCAGCAAAGGCAGUUCAGGAGUGAAGGCUGCAGGCGGGGCCCCCCCAGACAGCAGCCUUGUCACCUACGAACUCCACUCACGGCCUGAGCAGGACAAGUUCUCGCAAGCUGCCAAAGUUGCAGAACUCGAGAAGCGUCUGACAGAACUGGAGGCCACUGUCCGCUGUGAUCAGGAUGCUCAGAAUCCCCUGUCUGCAGGUCUACAGGGAGCCUGUCUUAUGGAAACAGUAGAACUGUUGCAAGCCAAAGUGAGCGCCCUGGACCUUGCAGUUCUGGACCAAGUAGAGGCUCGGCUACAGAGUGUUCUGGGAAAGGUGAAUGAGAUUGCUAAGCACAAAGCAUCUGUGGAGGACGCAGACACACAGAACAAGGUGCAUCAGCUCUAUGAGACCAUCCAGCGCUGGAGCCCUGUCGCCGCCACCCUCCCUGAGCUGGUACAGCGACUUGUCACCAUCAAGCAGCUGCAUGAGCAAGCUAUGCAGUUUGGUCAGCUCCUGACACACUUGGAUACCACCCAGCAGAUGAUGGCCAGUUCCCUUAAGGAUAAUGCCGCUCUCCUGACCCAGGUGCAAACGACGAUGCGUGAAAACUUGGCCACAGUUGAGGGGAACUUUGCCAGCAUUGACGCUCGGAUGAAGAGGCUGGGAAAGUGAGCGCCCUGGGGAGCAGGGGCGACCCUUGUCCCUGAGCUUUGUCAGCUGCUUCCACAGGGUCACUCACAGCCCCAGCCCACCUGACAAGGGCAAGGGUUCUUGCAUGUGGGGUGCGCACCCUCCCCUGACAAACAGCGUGGGAUCUGGGGACGCUUAUUGGAUGAGGUUGUGGGCCCAGCCACAUGCAGUUCACGUCCAGUAAGUGCUUUGCCUGCUGUGGGAGAGGACAGGAUGGUGUCCUCCAGCAUCUCUGGCUGAGUUUAGUUCUGUACAACCGUCUCUAUUAAAUGCUGUUGUACCGUGGA
Apodemus sylvaticus (European woodmouse) is the source of this 1715-nucleotide messenger RNA. RefSeq names its product dynactin subunit 2 (gene Dctn2). The transcript is spliced from 14 exons. The record is from RefSeq and is a predicted model, not a curated record. Bases 202 to 1410 code for a protein of 402 amino acids. Gene Ontology annotation, biological process: mitotic spindle organization. NCBI's taxonomy places the organism in Eukaryota, Metazoa, Chordata, Mammalia, Rodentia, Muridae. Gene Ontology annotation, cellular component: cytoplasm; centrosome; dynactin complex.